AUGAGUAAGACUGUUCUACAACUGACUGAUCAGAUAAAGCCGACUUUGAUUACUGUACAAGAAUUACUAGAAGAUAUAAACCAACAAAGUAAUUGGCUAGAAAAUGGUACUGUUCGCAAAGUAAGUGUCAACCGUGGUAUAUAUAGAAUAGCUUGUUCUAAUCAUCACUUUUAAUAAUAAUCACCACUUUUAACUGCUCUUGAUAUUUAUUAUGUCGUAUGUUUAGUAUAGUGUAAGAUACCGUACUCUAGGUUGAAUCCUCCUCUAUCUACAUGGGAUUCAACUCUUCUGUAGUCCGAUUGUUCUUAACCUUGGACAACAACAAUAUGGUCAAUAUUAUACUGAAACAGCCGACCAGUCAGUUCGAUACAGACAGCUACAAUCCUUUAGAGAAGAGUUUUACCAAGAAUAUAUGUCUCUUUCACAAUCAAGAGAUUCUGUUCUACCGUACAUUCUCGCUCCACUUCUCUUGUAUCAGAUUUCCAAAUAUGUAUGCUUCACGACAGAGUAAUGUUACUACGGCUCAACAUGGCUACAUUGCACUCGAAGACCUGGGGCCUUUCGGUAGUACUAAAUGUACUCUUCGAGGAUUGGAUUACUCUCAAGUAAGUUUUAUCAGGUUGUCCAAAUAUGAAUGAGCCAAAAUGUUCAAGAUUUGGCGCUUUUAAUGGCUCAUCUAUAUUCGGACAAUCUGAUAGUAUGAAUGUGGCAAAUUACUGCAAAUAACGGAUUUUUAUAUUAUAGUAGAGAACAUCAUUAUGUUUAGUGUGUUAGUACAAUACAAACUAUGGCCAAAUACCACGCCUAUUCUCAUGUCAUCGGAUGUGACAACAAAUUGUUUGAUUCUAUGGAAACCGCCAUACCUUCCCUCGAUCUGAUUCCUUUCAAUCUGUACGACCAUGCUGUCAAGUUCGAGCCUAAAUUAGAAGCCUACAAAGAUCAGAUCAACUUGUUUUUACAAACUCGGGAUAUGCCUGUAGAUGUCCACAAACAGUUUGGUAAGUAUAAUAUUAGGUGCCUGCAAAAGUUUUAGGCCAACUUUUGUUUUUAACAAAAUUUAAUAUUUAAAAAAAACAACAACAACUAAUUAACAAAUAUACGUACCAUUACUACCGACGACCUGUUGCCAAACCUUCGGCACCAUUUGAAUUCAACUUCUGUAGAAACCUGAAGAUUUAAAAUUGAAAAAGUUAGUCGGCCAUCUCUUGGGGUCCUCUCGAUUGUCAAAGCGUGUUGCGUUCAGGUGGUUUUGAAGAGAGUGAAACAAAUUAUAAUUUGUAGGCGCAACAUCAGUUGAGUACAGUGCAUGUGGCAUCUCAGCCCAGCCGAGGCUUUUCAGCUUGUGCUGGGUCAACUUCGUCACAUAGGCGCGAGCAGUAUCAUGAAUCAAGAAGACUCGGUCCUGUUUACCAUGCAAUGCUGCCGCAACAGAGUUAAUUUGUUUACAGUAGACUUCCACAGGGAUCGUAGUUCCAUGUGGUACCAUUUCCCAGGAUACAAUAAUUGUUGAGUUUCACCAAACAUUGAACAUCCCACCAGUGGGUAAAGAUCAGUUCUUGGAGUUGAUACAUCCUGUUCUCUACGUCCACGCCAUUGUUUCUUCGUGGUGUGAUUAACAUACAGUACCCACUACUCAUCCCCAGUAACCAAAUUGUCAAGCCAUGCAAAGGUCCUUGGGAACGUCAACAAAUAAGUGCAACUUCCACUUAGCGUUUCAACUGGUCGCUGUUGAAAUCAUGUGGAACUUCUUGACCAUAUUUCCAUGAUCUUCUAAGGACGUGAAGUCUAGUUAAUAUGGUAGAGGGUCACACUGAAGCUCUACAGUCAAAUGAGUACAGGUUUGUUUGGGGUCUUCUUCCAUCAGCGUCAGAAGGUGGGGUUUCUUCAACACUGAUAGUCUACCAGAUCGAACUUUUCGGACAUGUCAAAGUCCCCGUCUUUGAACUUGUGGAAUCAAACUUUUGUAGUGUCGUAAGAGACAACUGAAGGCCUUACAACACUGCAUAUUUCCUUCGUCGCUCUUGUUGCGUUGCCGUGCUCACGGAAUUUGCAAAGCAACAUUACCCUAACAUGCCCUUGUUUUACCUUGAUUUCUUGAACUACCGUAAACAACAGAAAGCUUGAACAUGCAAUAGUUUUUAGUCUUUGGACACCUCUUUAUAUAGGUUUUCAACAGAAAGUUCUAGAACUGUCCAGAAUUUUUUGGGAAAUUUUAGAAAAAUUGGCCUAAAACUUUUGCAGGCACCUAAUAUAUUAAUAAAGCAUCAAAUUGGAUUUUAAUUAAAUAAACAGAAAGUUAAAUGAUUUUAAAUAUCAACUUUACUUGUUACUUAUACUGCAGAUUAUCCAGCAGUUCUAGUCCACGGAGACCUCUGGGCUGACAACAUAUUAUUCAAGGACGACAACGUUCUUUGCUUUCUGGAUUGGCAAUGUUCUCAUGUCGGUAAGAACCAUACGAUCAGCGAGAGCGUUGGUUGUUUAUUGUUCUUGAAGUGUAAAAAUGAAUAUAUUGCACUGAGAAAAGAAGAUGUAAUCUUAAAUUUAAUCAAUUUGUUAUCUUAGGUACUGGUCUGGAAGACCUGGCCAAGUUUCUGUUUAUGUCAGCUUAUUCUGACGUCCUAAAAUCCCAGAUUCCUGAUCUUUUAAAGGUAUAUUAUGAAGCGUUCAAGGCUUCUAUGACUGAAUAUAACCGAACAUUCGAAGUUACAUUUGAAAAAGUAAGUUUUACAGUCUAGUACAGUAUGACCGAAACCGUGAAUAUUAUACAAUUUUUUUUGUCGCAUUUGCCACUUACAGCUGAUGUUUUGUCAAUGUAAUAUUUUAAUAUUUUUAGGUAACAAAGAUCUUCAAGCACCAAAGUUCAUUCGAGUACCUGUUCUGUAUGUUGGUACUUCCACCGUAUGCCCAGAAAGCGACUUCUGAAGCAGGGAAACAAGAGUUGCGCAACCGUUUAGUGCACGUCAUCGAGUAUCUUACAGAAUCAAACUUUUCAUGCGGUUUAUUCUAG
This is a messenger RNA of Bursaphelenchus okinawaensis, 3007 nucleotides long. The record is from the annotation of a GenBank genome assembly. NCBI's taxonomy places the organism in Eukaryota, Metazoa, Nematoda, Chromadorea, Rhabditida, Aphelenchoididae.